CAUCCCUCCUGGUGAAGGCUGCUGCUGCUGCUGCUCUCACUUUCUUCUUCUUCUUCUCUCCCUCCCUCCUCCUCCUCCUCCCUCCCUCACGCUGGGAUAUCUUACUUUGUUUUGGUGUUCCCUCCGCGGUGCCUUUCGGUCGGAGGAGUAGUAGUGGAUGAUAUCAACAGAGCUACGCUUCUUCUUCUCCUUCUUCUUCUAAUAGCUCCAGCGAUACUACAGCACGGACCGGAGUCGCUAGAGGACACGCGCAUCAUCACGACAGCACGAGAGCAGCGCGAGGGAGUUUAUUUUUUUUAUUAUUUUAUUUUGGUGCGAUUUAAAAAAAACAAGAAAAUAAAGAGAUCUGUAUUGAAGAGCAGCGUCACCACGGACGCUCCACCGCCACCGGACCAGACUCGCGUUAAGUUUGUACGGAUUGUACGGCACAGGUGCGUUAACGGAGUAAACCCAGACAUUAGGCGGAUGGUUGUCGGAGAGGAGUCGCUGCCUCUGCGCAAGUCCCAGAUGAAGAUGAAGUCUGCGGGCGUCGUGGAUGGAGGCUUGUUCACAGAGAGCUAUUGUAACAUCUGCAAUGCCCAGCUCAUCUCCGAGUCCCAGCGCACCGCUCACUACGAGAGUAAGAAACAUGCCAACAAGGUGCGCCUGUUCUACAUGCUUCACCCUGAAGACGGAGGACCACCUUCCAAGAGACUGCGGCCAGAUAACCCAGACUGUGCAGAGACUGAGGUGGACAGGAACAAGUGCUGUACCUUGUGUAAUAUGUUCUUCACCUCCGCCAUUGUGGCCCAGUCACACUACCAGGGCAAAACCCAUGCCAAGAGAGUCCGCCUGGUGCUGGGGGAGCCACCCAGCCUACCCACAGCCAUGACCAGCCCUACAAACACAGAUUCCUCCCCUUCCACCCCGCUGCCCACAGACCCCGCCGCGUGCCCCCCUCCUCCCCCUGACCUGGCUUGGCCUUUGGCGGUGGUCGGCGGGAACGGCGGAAGAGAGGCCGGGAAGUACUGCUGCCUGUGCGGAGCCUGGUUCAACAACCCGCUGAUGGCCCAGCAGCAUUACGAGGGCAAGAAACACCGCAGGAACGCAGCCAGAGCACGCCUCCUGGAGCAGCUAGCGGGCAGUCUGGAUGCCACGGAGAGCACAGGGCUGCGCAGUAGUUACUCUUGCAGUGUCUGCAGUGUGGUCCUCAACUCCAUCGAGCAGUACCAUGCGCACCUCCAGGGCUCCAAGCACCAGACCAACCUGAAGCAACACCAGCAGUAAGCCACAGAGACAGGGCCACUCUGGAGAGAAGAAGCGACGAGGACAGAGAUUAUUGGAAUAAACAACUUCAGAAAAAAGGACUUGUGUCAGAAACCGAAGAGUAUGAGAAAGUAGUGCAGAGUAACUUCAGUGUGCGUGCGUCUAUGUGUGUGUGUGAGAGUGUGUGUGUGUGAGUGCGUGCGUGUGUAUGGGCGUCGUCAUGGCAUCCAUGCACGCAUCUGCAGUACGCAUGUGUGGGUCAUUGUGAGUGUGUUUAUUUCUAUCUUUGAUCUAAAAAUAUAUCUCUGAGAUUUAUUCAGCACCUAAGUGUUAAGUGAUAUGAGUUCUCGACACCAACAGCCGUCAGAAGAAGCGGCUGCAUAUUGCCAUAUAACUCCUGUGUGAACCACAAUCCUAAAAUUGAACUGAUGUCAGUGCGUUGCCCAGAGUGGUAAUAAUCAUUACAAUGAUAGUCAUAGAGCAGCAGUAAUAAUAACUCUGUAACUAGCCGUCCCCCAAGUGCUCUGACAGUGAUCCAGAUCUCCUGUUUCUACAUGCAUUUCAUACAAAGCGAUGGUGGCACAUGCAUGGAUCACUUUCAGACCACUUGAGUCUUACUCAGGCCUAGACCUUUAAAUCCAAGGGACAAGAAACCAUCCCAACGACCUCAGCCAUUACAGAUUGCAUGAAUUUCCAUAACUUUAAAAAGGUAUUUUUGGUUUGAAUCUUGUGUUGUCUAGUGGAUUGGUGUCCCUUUAUUUCAACUGGUGGAUGUGUCAUUUUGAUAAAACCCAUCUUUUUAUGUAUUCCAUAUAAUCAAAACAUUGAGAUGUGGCAUUGUUACAGUACAGAAGGCAGUGGAGAAAAAGCAGCACAAAGACUUUUUAAACUGCUCUGAGGUGAGGGUCAACUUUGUGAAUCAUCUACUGUUGAAAACAUUCCCACAGCACUGAAUACUGAUGUCAGAUGCAGUCCGGAGGUGACAGAAAUUAUCUUCUCUGUUGAGAUGGAGGAUAUGUAGAUAAUAUUUUUUUAUUUUAUGGACAGAGAAAAAAAAACUUCACUCCCAAUUCAUGUAGCAGCCAAUGUACAAUACAACCGGGAUGUAAUUCAAUGCAUGCAAAAUGUAAAAUGUUGCAUUCACUUGCCUUUUUGAAACCUAUUGCUUGCGCGUUUUGGCAAUAGCGCUGCUUUCUAGUGAUAGCAUCGUAAUGCAUUACUGCACAUGCUUGCACCUGAGCAAAGAGGUCACCUUUUAAUGCUGAACUGGCUUCUUUUCUAAAUCUAAUUUACUCAUCAAAAAAUGAAAACCUUUUGAUACCUAGAAAUUAGUCACCGCUGUAUAACACCCUUCAUCUGUGCGUCUUUAGAACGUCUGUUAAAGUGAGAUUCAACGAUGGUUUGUAGCAUCAUAAGGCAACACGCUCCACUUUCCUGCGCUGGCACUGAGCAGCAUUUCUCUCUAAGCUGAGGAAAGGACUGAAGAACACAGCAGUCAAUGCUAAGCUAUCAGCUGUUUUUUUUCCCUCUGUAAACACAUUAAAAUGUUGUUUUUUUUGUGCUUUGUUCAUUUCACGGUGACGAGCGGUAACAACGAGUGACCUGAUUAAAAAAUUGUUUUUCCCUCUGCAGACAUAUGGAUGAGUAAUGGUUUUAUGCAAUCACAGUGUAAUAUUAACAACCAUACAAUGAGGGUUUGAAGUUACAAGCAGUUUGUGUAAAUAAGCAGUAGCUGCAGGUGAAGUUUGUGUUUUAAGAAGUACAAGAGUUUUUGUAUUCAUAGUGUUUAUCUGCACUGAGCUACAGGGCGAUAAGGGAAAUGUGUUUCUUAUGGAUAUAAUUGAAAAAUACAAAUAUGCUGGCACUGAAAUGAGAAUAAAAUGUCUUUUGGUGGGUCGUGUUUUUGAAUGGAAAACUUUCAGUGAAAAUAAGCUCAUCCCGAGUCGAGGAGUCGGUGAUGAUGGACCAAAAUCCAGCGUGUGGAAGACAGUGAGUGAUCAUGGAGGGAUUUUGAUAACCGCCGUUUUCAUGAAGACAACCACAGUCACCACAAAGACCCGCCCCCCUCAGAGAAACAUCUAUAUGUGACUGUUUGCCAGUGGAUUCAUAAAGAACAGCCAAAAAUGAUGAUGCAGGACUACAAACUGUUGGAUUUUAACAUUAGGUCUAAAACUACCAACCCCUCUGUUGUUGGUAAUGCCAUAAGAAAAACACAGAACAAGAAGUCAUUUGGCGUUUUCGAUGUGCACCAUGACUGUUUUGAUGACUAUUUACACUGACUCCUUUCUCUCCAGCACUGGUGUGUUCACAAUGGCAGCGGCGUCUGUGUGUGCCGAUAACACGGUCUGUGCAGGAGAUGACUGUGCCAUGAGUCACAUAGUUUACCAGAUGUUACAUAAUAUAUGACAGAGAUGUAUCUAUGAGUAGGAUUUUUGUGAUAUGAUGCUUGCGGGUGUGUCUGUGUAUGUGAAGCUGUCAACUGCACUGUCAGUGGGAGGCUCGCUGUGAGCUGUGUACCAUGAGCACAUUUGUAAACACACCUGAUGAUGAAUACAAUGAAGAUGACAACUAUAUCUAUUUUCUCUUGCAAAAUCCA
Molecule: messenger RNA, 3841 nt
Organism: Sebastes umbrosus (honeycomb rockfish)
Lineage: Eukaryota; Metazoa; Chordata; Actinopteri; Perciformes; Sebastidae
Product: zinc finger protein
Exons: 7
Coding region: 466-1266 (266 amino acids)
Molecular function (GO): nucleic acid binding; zinc ion binding
Source: RefSeq, a predicted model, not a curated record